Molecule: messenger RNA, 1511 nt
Organism: Lentinula edodes (shiitake mushroom)
Lineage: Eukaryota; Fungi; Basidiomycota; Agaricomycetes; Agaricales; Omphalotaceae
Product: phosphatase 2C-like domain-containing protein
Exons: 5
Coding region: 259-1368 (369 amino acids)
Biological process (GO): protein dephosphorylation
Molecular function (GO): protein serine/threonine phosphatase activity
Source: RefSeq, a predicted model, not a curated record
UGUGAAUCUGAGCUUGACGAUGAAUUGGCUUCUUCGGAUAAGAAGGAUCUUAGUAAAGGGUUCCAGAGGCCCCGUUGGUCGGAUGAAGAUUAUCUUUCGGCAGAAAAAAUAUUAUCCUCUGGACCAAUCUGGUUUCCUGCGAAGAGAGCAGGAAUAGUACGAUGUGAUGCACUGAUUGUCAAUGCGAAUCCUGAGUCCGAAGAUUCAAUAGCGGUGUAUUUUCCGAGCACUGAUGACGAAGACGACCGGCGGUCAUACAUGGCUCUCUUUGACGGUCAUAACGGACCAGCAAUGAGCGACUUUCUAUGCGACCAUCUGGUCGAAUAUGUCGCGAGCGCUAUAUCAAAACUUCCCCAGCAAUACGAGCUGUCUGGCUAUCUUGAAAUGCACAAUAGUGAUGAGAGCAACUCCUCUGCAAUCCCUGCAGACGAUGUUAUCUCUGACACAAUCAAGCACGCGUUCAAGGAAGUCGACGACGCCAUGAUCGAUGUUUCCGACGUCUUAUCCUCUACUUCCAAAACCAACGCCAUCCGUACCCUUCGCCACGCCCAUUCCGGUUCCUGUGCACUCAUGUCCAUAUAUGAUACCGAUACUCAGAUUCUACGUGUCGCCCUUACAGGCGACUCUCGUGCUGUGCUCGGGCGCAAAGUACUAUCUAAGGAUGGCAAGACAAAUGGCUACCAAGUCCAUGUACUUUCUCAAGACCAAAACGCACAUAAUCCUAAGGAAAUUGUGCGUUUGGAAACAGAACACCCUGGUGAAGAGGUCGUGAAAAACGGACGCGUGAUGGGCUGGGGUAUGGCUCGUGCAUUUGGAGAUGCAGCAUACAAAUGGAGCGUCGAUAUUCAGGAGAAGUUGUACGAGAAGUAUCUCGGCGAUAGGGUACGCUCAAACAUGAAAACUCCGCCUUAUCUUACCGCCGAACCCGAAAUAACCUCCAUCCGAAUCCAAAAAGGUGACUUCCUCAUCAUGGCAUCUGACGGUCUCUGGGACUGUCUCACGAGCGAAGAGGCCGUAGGCCUCGUCGGCCUCUGGCUCGCUAAUAAUUCUCACUCCGUCUACACCGAUUCCCCUGUCAAAGAUUUUGCUAGGAAACGACUUAAGGACGAAACAAUCUACACACGCGACGAGCUGCCAUUGAAAGCCCCACUGAAAAAGGAGAACGAUGAAAGUGACAAGACGCCGUAUUACCCGUGGUGGCAUGUUGCGAAACGGUUCGUGAAUAGGGACAGUAGUGCUGCAGCUCAUCUUACGAGGAACGCUCUUGGAGGAGCGGAUACUGAUUUAACGGAGGCGUUGAUUAGUUUGGCGCAUCCUCGUGCUAGGAAAUAUAGAGACGAUGUUGGAGUUCUCGUGGCCUUCUUUUGAACAAUCAAUCUAACCUGCAAUAGUGAUAUCCACUUUUCAACCUUCUCAAAGUAGAAACUUUUCGGAUUCAAAUUGCUCGGUUGGGCUGUGUUCACAACUCAACUCACACGAGUGGAGGUUAGAACGAGAUUUUGCUGGAAUUC